AUGGCUCUCUCGAUAUUCAAGUCGCCGACUGAAUACGACCGCGCGUGGUGGCGUGAAGUCAUCAUCUAUCAGAUCUACGUUCAUUCCUUCAAGGACAGCAAUGGGGACGGCAUUGGGGACCUGAAGGGCGCCAUUGAGAAGGUGCCCUAUCUGAAGAGUCUCGGCAUUGAUUGUGCAUGGUUGACUCCGGUCUACGAAAGCCCUCUCAAGGAUAUGGGCUACGACAUCAGUGACUAUGAAAGAAUCAAUCCUUUGUAUGGAACCCUGGACGACUGGCAGAUCCUACUGGAGGAACUCCACAAGCGGGACAUGAGGCUCAUCAUGGACUUGGUUGUGAACCAUACAUCAGAUCAGCACGCUUGGUUUAAAGAGUCCCGCUCAAGCAGGGACAAUCCGAAACACGAUUGGUAUCAUUGGAUGGACCCCAAGUAUGAUGAUCAGGGUAACCGCAAACCGCCAAACAAUUGGGGAAGUGUGUUUGGAGGACCCGCGUGGACGUGGGAUGAGGGCAGACAACAGUACUAUCUUCGCCUCUUUGCUGCUGAACAACCGGACCUGAAUUGGACCAACCCCCAAGUACGCGAUGCUAUCUAUAAGAUGAUGCGCUUUUGGCUGGAUUUGGGAAUCGAUGGGUUCAGGAUGGAUGUAAUCAACAUGAUCUCGAAGGUACAUGGCUUACCUGACGCCCCUAUCACGGUUCCUGGCCCUGUGCAAAACGGAGGAAGCAUGUUCAUGAACGAGCCCAAAGUUCACACGCAUCUGAAAGAAAUGCACAAAGAGGUCCUCGCCGGGCGCAAUGUGCUGACGGUAGGAGAGAUGCCUGGCGGAGUGGAUCCUUACGAGGCCAGCAAAUACGUCGCGCUUGAGAGGAAGGAGCUUCACAUGAUCUUCCAGUUCGCACACAUGACUUUGGAUGGGACCAACGGCGACAAAUGGGUGAUACGUGAGUGGACAUUGCCGGAACUGAAAGACAGUAUCAGGGUGUGGCAGCAGCACAUGAUCGGCAAUCAUGGAUGGAACAGUAUCUUCCUGGAGAACCACGAUCAACCGCGUGCUAUCAACCACUUUGGCAAUGCCGACCCGAAAUACCGCGGCAAAUGUGCGAAGAUGAUUGCCUUGUUCCAGCUCAGUCUCAGAGGCUCCAUCUACAUCUACCAAGGACAAGAGAUUGGCGCUGCGGCACCCACAGACUGGAACAUCGAAGAUUAUCAGGAUGUGGAAACCUUGAACUGGUAUAAUGCUAAAGUGGAGGAGAAGAAAGCAAAGGGCGAGGAACCAGACUACGAAAAGCUCAUGUCGCUGGUUCGCAGAGUGUCACGGGACAAUGCUCGAGCUCCGAUGCAGUGGUCGCGCGGAGCGAAUGCCGGCUUCUGCAACCAGGACGCGAAGCCAUGGCUCCGAGUGAACAAUGAGUACAAGGAGGGCUGGAAUGUGGAAGACGAGAUGAAGGACCCUGAUUCAGUCUGGACCUUUUACAAGAAGUUGAUCUUCUUCCGCAAAACGCACCCUCCGUUCUUCUACGGAGGCUUCACUUUGAUAGACGAAGAGGACCCUAAGGUUUUCGCAUACGUCCGUACUCAGCACGAGUUCGGCUACCUUAUCGUUCUGAACUGGACCAAGGAGGAAAAUGAGUGGGAAGUUCCUGAGGACAUACCAGUUCCAGGCGGCAUCCUGGCCAUCUCGAACUAUGACAUGGAUCCUCUGACGCAGCUGACUCAACGCUUGAAGCUUCAGCCUUACGAGGGGAGGGUUUAUGCCCUCAGGCCGGGUUUCGGUUCUGUCGGACAUGUGUAG
Messenger RNA from Coniosporium apollinis CBS 100218, 1794 nucleotides. RefSeq lists its product as uncharacterized. The coding region runs from base 1 to 1794 and encodes 597 amino acids. Gene Ontology annotation, molecular function: alpha-amylase activity. Lineage: Eukaryota; Fungi; Ascomycota; Dothideomycetes. The record is from RefSeq and is a predicted model, not a curated record. The transcript is spliced from 11 exons. Gene Ontology annotation, biological process: oligosaccharide catabolic process.